Nothoprocta perdicaria is the source of this 1005-nucleotide messenger RNA. RefSeq names its product pancreas associated transcription factor 1a (gene PTF1A). Lineage: Eukaryota; Metazoa; Chordata; Aves; Tinamiformes; Tinamidae. The record is from RefSeq and is a predicted model, not a curated record. The coding region runs from base 1 to 1005 and encodes 334 amino acids. Gene Ontology annotation, molecular function: RNA polymerase II transcription regulatory region sequence-specific DNA binding; DNA-binding transcription factor activity, RNA polymerase II-specific; protein dimerization activity. The transcript has 3 exons. Gene Ontology annotation, biological process: developmental process; regulation of transcription by RNA polymerase II.
AUGGGCCAGGGCCGGGGCUCGCAGACGUUGUGGGACUCGCUACGCGAGCUGGACGUGCCCAAGCGCACCCGGCGCCCACGGCACCCCCGGGAGAGCGCGAGGAGAGCGGCGAACGGGCGUCGCCCGGCGGCCGCCUCGCCCCUCAACGGGAAAGGGCCGCUGCUCCCCUGCCCGUUUCUCCCACCACGCRAAGGCCACUUCCCCGGCGCGUUGGACGCCUUCUCCUCGCCGCCCUACCUGGACGAGGAGGACUUGUUCGCCGAGGCGCCCGCGCGGGACGUCCUGGGCGCCGAGGGGCUGCUGGAGUCCGACGUGGAUUUCCUGAGCCGGCAGCUGCACGAGUACUACCGCGAGGGCGCGGAGCCCGCGGGCGGCUACUGCUGCGAGGCGGCGGGCGCCGCCUUCGCCUCCUCGCCCGCCUCGCCGCCCUUCGCGCUCGGCUGCUGCGGGGCGGCGGGCGCGGCGCUGCUCUCGCCGUCGGGGCGGCUGCAGGCGCUGGGCUCGGGCCGGCGGCGGCGGCGGCGGGCGCGCUCCGAGGCGGAGCUGCAGCAGCUGCGGCAGGCGGCCAACGUGCGCGAGCGCCGGCGGAUGCAGUCCAUCAACGACGCCUUCGAGGGGCUGCGCUCGCACAUCCCCACGCUGCCCUACGAGAAGCGCCUCUCCAAGGUGGACACGCUGCGCCUCGCCAUCGGCUACAUCAACUUCCUCAGCGAGCUCGUGCAGUCCGACCUGCCGCUGCGCAGCGCCAGCAGCGAGGGCCCCGCUCAGCCCAAGAAGAUCAUCAUCUGCCACCGAGGCACAAGGUCUCCCUCUCCCAGCGACCCCGACUACGGCCUCCCCCCGCUGGCCGGUCACUCGCUCUCGUGGACUGACGAAAAGCAGCUCAAGGAACAAAACGUUAUCAGGACAGCCAAAGUGUGGACCCCCGAGGACCCCCGCAAGCUCAACAACAAGUCRUCCCUCAACGACAUCGAGAACGAGCCUCCUUUCGACUUCGUGGCGUGA